This is a messenger RNA of Colletotrichum godetiae, 2514 nucleotides long. RefSeq lists its product as uncharacterized. Bases 1 to 2514 code for a protein of 837 amino acids. The record is from RefSeq and is a predicted model, not a curated record. NCBI's taxonomy places the organism in Eukaryota, Fungi, Ascomycota, Sordariomycetes, Glomerellales, Glomerellaceae. The transcript is spliced from 3 exons.
AUGGGCUUCUUGAAAUUCUUCUCGUCCAAAAGGUCGUCUGACAAGCCAUCAAAUGGAAUCAAGGCGCAGGCAUAUGAUGCUACGACUGCUUCUCUUCCCCCACUUCUAGGAACUUACCCGGUUGCCGGCAAUGGACCAACCAAUGUCUUCGAGGACCUCCAACGGUCUCACCAUAAGAUGAGCGAAACCAACUUGUCUCUCGCAGCGGGCUCCGAGGCUUCUGCCCCAGCACCGCCCGUUUUACGAUUCCGCGAUUCCAGCGUCGAGCGCCCAAGUUCUGCCCCAGGUAGUGCCGUACCUCCAAGCUUUUCACCGUCUCCGUCGGGUCGUUGGGGAAGAGACUCGUCGAGGGGUCCGCCUUUGUCAUUUAGGAAACCACGGAUCGGGUCACUUACAUCGACGACGUCAGGUCUAUCGGGUCUGUCCCCCGCUCCAAAACGAAGCAGCAAUUCUCCAGCAAUACCGUUCGAGGGAGAGCCGUUUCGCCCACCAACUGCUCCUUUCACACAUAACCGGCACCUUUCUAUGCAAAGCACAAGCACGGCUGCAGUCAGAGGCUUCAUCGAUCUCCUCGAUGCGCAAUCCGAAAUCAAGCCUUCUGGAUUUCAGAGCCGGGUCAAGGCGUCAGGCGCACGGGAUUACGGGGAAGAUGUUGCAGACCGCAACAUUGGCGAGAAUGGAGUAGACCUCGAGUCCGACAAAGUCCAGGCAUUUUACGCAACAAACGGUGGCAGUCCGCGAGAUCGACACAACGGCGCGUUUGCGGCUCCAGCGAGGGCCCAUUUUGGAGACAAAGAACAAACGUUUAAGCCUCCCCGACGCCACGAUUCCCUGGACAACGAGGCCCGCACAAAGUCUUUGACGUCGGCGAGCCUCGGCCAGGUACCAUUCCGAACUAAUAUGUUCAAUCCCGAGAGCUCCCUUAGCCGCGAGCCAAUAAUGGAGUCUGUUUCAGAGACGAUUCGCGGCCGUCGAAGGCAAUCACUAGGUGCCUACAUUCCUACGACGCCAUCGGAUGCGGCGACGGGUAGAGCGCUGAGUCUUCGGAAAUCGACAGCCGAUGCCUCUGGAUCCCCAAGUACUCGACAACGCAAGCGGCGAUCUACCCUCGGCGGUGAAGCGCCGCUGAACGAAUUAGGCAUUUUCACAUCCCGAGGCGGGCCUAUCGAUUCGUCGUUGUCGCCAAAGACGACCCAGAAGCCAACGUUCUUGGUCAAGCACAACUACUCGUUACCGGUUCAGCAACGCCCGAAGACUUCUUCAGGUCUCGUCCAUACCGAAUCAUACCAGGCGGUGAGGCCGCCAUCCCGCGGAGGGUCAGUAGCCAAUCCCACACCCUCCUCCCCAACCCAGAAGUCGCCAUCCAAACGGCACACCCUUUCCGCGAUAGGCGGUGCUGCAUCAUCUACCCGCUCUACCGAGUGGCCGCGGAAUGCGAAGCCUGACGGAGCGUCCGACAGAAGAGGAUGGGUCGGCCGAGUUGAGGUUGAGAGCUUUGUUGAUUCUGCGGAUGUGUCCUCACCGGCGCCUUCACCUCUGCCUGCUAACAUGCUUCGCGUGAAAGAUGUGAUGAGAAGUGGCCACUCGUGGCGUGAAACGCUGGAUGAUUCUUAUCUACGGUCCAAGAGUAACGGGACACUGUUCGGCAAGGGCAAGCUGGACGAGAUUCACGAACACGUGCCGAUGCGGACGAGUAGUCUCCGGCACUGGUCUAUUUCGUCAGCGACGCCCACCAUGUCGAGUACCAGCUCCUUUCAACGACCUCAUUCUCGACAAACGACGACGACAACCGUCGAUCUAGCUACCCUGUCGUCCUUUAUCAACGACAGUCGCAGCUCCUUGCACAGUGGCACGGGCGACCACGCGUCAUUCUGCACGGCGCUGGAGAGUGCGCUGCCUUCGCCGACUACUCUUGCAAAGCCUGGAGACGGAUUCAACAUUGACGAUUACUUGUCGUCAGACGAUGAUAUCGAUGCCGACUCGUUCAUCACCACGCGCAAACGUGAUUCAGCACACAGCGGCGGUCACGAGGAAGGCCUCCUCUUUUGUGAUGAAGGGUACGGCGAAGGCGGCCUGCAGUUGCCGGGCCUCUUUGACAGCCUGUCCAACAUUCCGGACCCCGAUACCACGUCGCCAGAGCGGUAUGGUCACAAGUACUCGCUCAGUAAUCCCGGAGGCCGUCUGCACCGGAGGUUCUCUUUGGACCCUAGGAUCGAAGCGCCAAUCUCUACUCUUGAUGAAGACGAUGAUGCCGAGGACGAGGAUGAGGACGAUGGUCUAUAUGACAUCCCCAUGCGAUCGGACUUGGCUCUCGGGCGCCGGGGGACGAGAAGGAUCUCGGCGCUGGGGACUAUGUACCAGAGCAUUGAGGAAGAAAAGGACGAGAAAGUCGACGCUCGGGCUGCUGUUCGGCUUCGUAAGGAAGAUAAGGCGCGGCAGCGGGCGUUGGCUAGGUUCAGCAAGGUGCAGCGCAAGAAGGUGUUGCACGUGGAGGGGAAGCAGGGCGGUCAGUGA